AUGGCAGAUCUACAUCCAAUUGUCAUUCCCCCAUUGGCAUAUACCUACAAAUCAAUCAAGUUUACCUGCUCCGGCGAAGGACUCUACAAAGACGGAUACCUCUACGAUCCAAAUGCCGAGAAGUUGAUCCCGCCCAAGACACCGAAAGCCGUUGCCGGAUCAAGAGAACUGGAGAAGAAACCUGUCGCGUUUUGGAAAGCGCAAUGCGCCUUUCGGGGAUUGAAUCAGACAGGAGCCAUUGCGGACUUGCAGCUUCGACUUCGAGAGGCAAAGAAGAAGAUUCUUCCUGAACUGAAGAAUGCCGAGACCGAGCUAAACAAAGAAUUCAAGAAGAAGAACAAUGCUGCUAGAAAUGAGUCGUGGAAGUCUCUCAAGACUGUGGAGCAGAAAGCAAAGGAGAAUCCGCGUAAAUUCUUGACUGAAGCCUUCCCGAAAGGUACUACAGGACGACCAGCGAAUCUGGAUAUCAUUGUUCUGAAGAUUGGGGCUGACGAUCGCUAUGCGGUCACGAACGCCGCGGAAUCGAUGGGACUCGAAGCUGUGUCGGUUGAUGCUCCUUGGACCAGCAAUAAGAAGCCAUUUCCCGAUCGAUGGGUAAUUAUUGGGCGCACGAGGGACGCUGUUUGGAACCUGAUGAGAGAAAUCGAACGUGAGGUUGAAAGAAGUAAGCACGAAUUUGCAGCGGAGAAAGCAAACAACCCCCCCAAGGGAAGUUCCAAGCCAGAUGCGCAUAAGACCUCGACUACGACUCUUAAAAAGGAAGCCAAAUCUACUGCAAGCUCCAAGCCGCCUGUUCCAAAGGCCUCCACCGCCCCUGUCAAGAAGGAUGGCAGACUCAAUUCGGCACCAAAAGUGAAGCAAGAAUCCAAGUCGAGCCCGGCCCCAAAAGCAAGGCAGGAAGGGCAGCUUGUAAAUCCUCCCCGGGCGGUAGCUCGAGCAGCUUCGCCUCACCGCAAGGACUCUGCACCCAAAUCGGAGCGUUCCACAGCAAAGCAAACCGUUAGCAAGAACGUCGUUCGAGAUUACCAUGCACCAUCAUCUCAUAAAAAUGAACCAUUGGGUCCUGUUGUUGAUUACUCCUGGGAAGUGUGCGGCUCAUUUGAGAUCACUUGUCCGGCUAUCGACGAACAAUGGGGAGGCCAGGGUAAUCAUUCCAUGAAGCUGGACCUGCACUUUGAGACAAAACAUGGGAAGCGUCAGUUCUAUGGCGUUUUCGAUUUCUUGGUCGUUGCUGGUAUUAUGAGAUUUGAAAAGCCAAUUCCUGUCUCAAAGACCGACAACAAAAUGGAGUCAUCAAAGAAGCGGAAACGCGACGAACCAGAUGAGGAUGGAGACAUCCAAAUGGACAUGUACCCCGAAUUUACGGGGGACGACAGCGGAGAUUAUACCGAGAAAGUUUUCUUCCUCGGGAGCAGCGACAAGCCUACUGCCAGGAGGCCAAUCUGGCGAUAUCGAUGGCGCGGGUUGGCAGGUCGGGGGGGUGGAAUACAGGUCGGGUCCGAUAGGGCGGUUCGUUCGAUGACUUUCAGCCAGAAGGGUAAUCAUUUGUCCGGGUCAUUCAAAUGUGACCUUCUCCCCGAAUUCUACUUCGAAGGAGUCAAGGUUCGGUCUCGCCCUGGCAACGAGCAUGCCGAUCCAGAAGCACUGUGGGUGAACGCGAUCGAGGCUGCACAUGAAUAUGCUGGAGGUUGGGAAUGGUGA
This is a messenger RNA of Drepanopeziza brunnea f. sp. 'multigermtubi' MB_m1, 1701 nucleotides long. RefSeq lists its product as uncharacterized. NCBI's taxonomy places the organism in Eukaryota, Fungi, Ascomycota, Leotiomycetes, Helotiales, Drepanopezizaceae. The record is from RefSeq and is a predicted model, not a curated record.